AUGGAGCUUUCUUCCUCCGGCUGCUCGAGGUUCCGCAUCGAUUCCCUGCUUUCCCUCAGGCCGCCCGGCGCGCUCCUCUCCCGCGCGGACCCUCCGGAGCGCAGCGGCCGCUCGGCGCCUCCUUCACCGCGGAGGGAGCUUGUUCCCCGGCUGGAGUCUCCUCUGCUGCCCGGUCAGCUCCAGCCCCGCUCCGUCAGCUCCUCCUUCCUGAUUCGGGACAUCUUAGCGGACUGUCCGCCUCACUCUGACCCGGGACAGGCUGAACUGGAAACCGAGCCGUUCCGGUCCGGACCGGCUGUCAAUCACUCAGGUCGGGGCGGGGACUCGGACCCGGCCGCGGUCCGUCUGAAGAAGCCUCGAAAAGCUCGGACGGCGUUCAGCGACCAGCAGCUGUCCAGGCUGGAGAGAAGCUUCCAGAAACAGAAAUACCUGAGCGUCCAGGACCGCAUGGAGCUGGCUGCGUCCCUGCAGCUCAGCGACACCCAGGUCAAGACCUGGUACCAGAACCGGAGGACCAAGUGGAAGCGUCAGUCAGCCGCUGGUCUGGAGCUGCUGGCUGAGGCCGGCAGGAUGUUCCUGCCCACCCACCACCUGUACCCUCCUGCCCUGCCCACACUGGACCUAUACCUGUACAGAAGCCACGCCCACCAUUACACAGCCCCACCCCUGCUGUCCCACAUCCCCGCUGACACCAGUGCACUGAGGACUGGGAGGACGUUCUCCCACUGA
Molecule: messenger RNA, 729 nt
Organism: Toxotes jaculatrix (banded archerfish)
Lineage: Eukaryota; Metazoa; Chordata; Actinopteri; Toxotidae
Gene: barhl1a
Product: BarH-like homeobox 1a
Exons: 3
Coding region: 1-729 (242 amino acids)
Biological process (GO): regulation of DNA-templated transcription
Molecular function (GO): DNA-binding transcription factor activity, RNA polymerase II-specific; DNA binding
Source: RefSeq, a predicted model, not a curated record